Selaginella moellendorffii is the source of this 1896-nucleotide messenger RNA. RefSeq names its product F-box/LRR-repeat protein 4. Gene Ontology annotation, cellular component: SCF ubiquitin ligase complex. The transcript has 2 exons. Gene Ontology annotation, biological process: SCF-dependent proteasomal ubiquitin-dependent protein catabolic process. Gene Ontology annotation, molecular function: protein binding. Lineage: Eukaryota; Viridiplantae; Streptophyta; Lycopodiopsida; Selaginellales; Selaginellaceae. The record is from RefSeq and is a predicted model, not a curated record. The coding region runs from base 10 to 1461 and encodes 483 amino acids.
UCUCUCUUUAUGGGCCACUUUACCCGCGACGAGCCCGGCGACCUCAUCAACACGCUCCUCUGCGACGAGCUCCUGUCCGAGAUCCUCUCCCGCCUCCACUCCACCCAAGACCGCAAAUCUGCCACCCUCGUCUGCAAGAGAUGGCUCUCCCUCGAGGGCCGGAUCAAAACCAAGCUCGGCCUCUGCGUCCCCGACCCCUCCACCAUCCUCUCCUUGUGCUCCUCCAUCCACGCCCUCUUCCACAGGUACUCCCACCUCGUCUCCCUCGCCGUCGUCUCCGAGGGCGACCAGCAUGACUCCCAGGCGCUGGACCUCAUCCUCUCGGCGAUGGCGUCCUCCUGUCCACUGCUGCGCGAGCUCCGCUUCCUCGCCGGCCCCGUCACCACCUCCGGCCUGGAGCCCCUGGCCCGAGCAUGCAAUUGCCUCGUCUCCCUGGAGCUUGUCGCGCUGGCGACUCAGCACUUGCCCGUGCUCAACGAGUUCCGGUCCCUGUCCGAGCUCUCGCUCACCGGUUGCCUCAGCGGCGACAGCUCCGACCUGGCUGGCGUCCCCGACGGCGAUCUCCCGCUGGACAAGCUCUGCGUCGAGGGCAUCGGCGCCAGGAACAGUGGGCUUGGGUGGCUAUGGCGGAGCUGCCACAAGCUCCGCCGCCUCGAGUUCUUCGGCUGCCAGGGGAUUGGAGACUCGGACAUCGCGUCGCUGGCCUGGUGCCUGCCCAAUCUCCAGGAGCUUCGGCUGAGGCGCUGCCGGUGUAUCGCCACCCAGGUGCUGCUCAUGGUUGCCGAGGUCUGCCACGGGCUCAAGGUUCUCAUCUUCAUGGAUGGCGGGGACAUGAACGGCUUGCACCGCAUCGUUCGCAGCUGCCAGUCGCUCGAGACUCUGGAGUUGCGGCUGCCGCUGGAUUUGUUUAACGAGGACCUCGCGAUCAUUGCGCAGAACUGCCUGUCGCUGAAGAUACUGCGCCUGUAUAGCUGCUGGAUGGGAACCGGGAACGGCUUCAAGCUCCUCGGCACGCAGAUGAAGUCGAGCCUGGAAGAGCUGGUGUUAAUACGGUGCCGGGCCAUCGUCCAGGACACGGGUACUUUGGCUUACCUCGGGCAGGAUCUCAAGAGCCUCCGGCGGUUGGACGUUUCCGAGAAUGACCACCUGGCGGAUAGAGAGAUCACGGGACUGCUGCACUCGAGCGGGGACAGGUUGAUCCACUUGAGACUGCGUAGGUGCCGGAAGGUGACGGAUGCCACGCUCGAGUUUAUAGGACAGAAAUGCCGGGCACUCUCGAACCUGGUGAUCACAAGCUGUGACGGGAUUAGUCCUGCGGGCGUAGCGAUGGUGCUAGCCGGUUGCCCGAGCUUGAAAAAACUAUGGGUGGAGAAGGAGAAGGUUACCAGCGAUGCGUGUAGACUAGCCAAAGUCAAGGGAAUCUUGUUACCGGGGGUUGAACCGAAUCCUUCUGAUUACUAAAGGACCCGCAGCAUCAGUGUACUUGCGAUAGGCAGAACGUUUCAGAACUGUUCAUAAGCUCCGACUCGACCUGUAAGCACGGAAGAUGGGCGUAAGCGUGGGACAACAGCAAACAAACACGCUUUGCUGUGCUGACGUUAGAAGCCACGAUGUACAGACAGUUCAACUCCAAAGACGACUAGAUUCCUUCUCGAAAGCUUCUCCUCUUUGGACAGCGCUGACGGUAAGUGGUACGGAAAAUUUUCUUACCCGUGACAUUGAGCAAGUAAACGAGAAAUGUUUACACAAACUGCGACAUCGUUGCGAGCUACUAGCUAGCUAUGCACAGUGUACAGGUAGUCUACUAGCUCAUUCUUUUUACAUGUCGUCCUGGAAAGGAAUCGUGAAAACGAGAACGAUGCAAUAAAACAACGGAAGAUCCUAGAAUUUCGUAAA